This is a messenger RNA of Dunckerocampus dactyliophorus (ringed pipefish), 666 nucleotides long. It is a transcript of the gene anapc15, whose product is annotated as anaphase promoting complex subunit 15. The record is from RefSeq and is a predicted model, not a curated record. The coding region runs from base 275 to 646 and encodes 123 amino acids. Lineage: Eukaryota; Metazoa; Chordata; Actinopteri; Syngnathiformes; Syngnathidae. The transcript is spliced from 4 exons. Gene Ontology annotation, cellular component: anaphase-promoting complex. Gene Ontology annotation, biological process: regulation of mitotic cell cycle spindle assembly checkpoint.
CUGUCAAACGGAAAUGACCGGACGUCAUACAGUGAACACUUGCAACGUCCGUCGUAGUUGUGUUGAAAGUUUUGAAAAGUGUUAUGUCUGUAUCGCAGGUUCUUAUAUUUAUAUCGUGGUGAUAACUUUAUUAGGUUAUUGUUUUUAUUUUUGAGGUUUGGCGUGGCACUUAUUAUUCUCGAUAAACAGGAAGACGUUGGGAUUAAAUCGCGUUUGCCGUAGUGGCGACAAGCACAGGUUUGCAGCUCUGUUUUGGUUUCUCCUCAAAGCCAACAUGUCGACGUUAUUCCCGUCCUUGUUUCCCCGAAUAACGGAGUCUCUGUGGUUCAACUUGGACCGACCAUGUGUGGAUGAGACUGAGCUACAGCAGCAGGAGCAACAGCAUCAAACCUGGUUGCAGAGCAUUGCUGAAAAAGACAACAAUCAGCUGCCCAUUGGGAAAACUAUUUUUGAGGGAGGAGGAUACGAAGAGGAGGAAGAAGAAGACGAUGAGGAUGAGGAGGACAGUGAGGACGACUCUGAAGACGAAGAGGACAUGCAGGACAUGGAUGAGAUGAACGAUUACAAUGAGUCGCCCGAUGAUGGAGAGAUCAAUGAGGUGGACAUGGAAGGACAAGACCAAGACCAAGACCAAUGGAUGAUUUAAUAAAGACUUUGGAGCGUCUA